UCACUUCCUCUGGAAAUGGGAAGUUGAAAAGGAUUUGGAAAAAGCUCUAUUUCUAUUCCAUCUCCUUAACCAACCUCUUGCUCCUUCUCAUGUUCCUCUGAAAUGGGAAAGGGCUAUGAGAGAGCACACAGAAUUAAAGAACUAGAGAAAGAAAGAAACAGAUGCAUGUAUGUAUCUAUAUAGAAAGAGGAAAAUGCCACCAAACGGGAUAUAAUUAGCGGAUUCCCAGUGCAAAUGUAGAAAAUUUGGCGGUUUGGGACAUCAUCAAUUUCUCUUCUAUGAUCAUGCUUUUCCAUUAAGAAAAAUCUCUUUCUUUUUCCCUCUGUAGAUAUAAUCAAGUAUUCCUAUAUAUGUUAUCAUAUUCGGAGGGAUUUGCAGCAGAAGAGAGAACUUUCGGAGAGGGGUGGCGGGUCUGAAAUUUCACACUCAUUAUGCUUUUUGAAGACGUAAAGAAAGAUUUUGGAUUCUUAAAGCCGGAUAGGUAUGACACUUUAAAAAAGAGUGAUGAUAUAUUUGAAGAUGUUUAUGGUCAGGUUUUAGCCCUUCUGCAGUUUUCCUUUAUUUCCUACAGAAUUUUUAAGGAAUCCCUGGAAGCCUUAAGCAUGUCGAGAGUCAGGUGGUUGCUCCAAGGUCUGGAUAUAAAGGCAUUUGUCUUUUUAUUCCUGAUUGUUCCGACAGGCAUGGUUGGCAUAUAUUUUCACGAGCAGAAGAUUAGCUACUUCCUUCGGCCGCUUUGGCAAUCUCCUUUGAAGCCCUUUGUCCCCAUAACCCACUAUUAUCAUGAGAACGUCUCGAUGGACGCUCUUUGCAAGUUGCACGGGUGGGGAAUUCGAGAAUUCCCGAGGCGUGUGUUUGAUGCGGUUCUAUUCAGUAAUGAAGUCGACAUGCUCACAAUCAGAUGGAAAGAACUGAAUCCUUACAUUACACGGUUUGUUCUUCUUGAAUCAAAUUCUACAUUCAGUGGCUUACUCAAACAUUACUAUUUCGAUUUAAACUGGGACGAGUUUAAAUUUGUGGAGCCUCGAUUGACUUAUGCAAAAAUUAGUGGAAGAUUUAGGAGAGGUGAAAGCCCGUUUGUCGAAGAGGGGUAUCAGAGGGUUGCACUCGACCAACUUCUCAAAAUAGCUGGCAUCGAGGAUGAUGAUUUGCUCAUAAUGUCUGAUGUCGAUGAGAUUCCUAGUAGCCACACGAUCAAUCUAUUGCGAUGGUGUGAUAACAUCCCUCCGAUCCUUCAUCUUCAGCUGAAGAACUACUUGUACUCCUUUGAGUUUAAAUUUGACGAUCAGAGUUGGAGAGCUUCUGUUCAUAGGUACCAGAGUGGGAGGACUAGGUACGCACAUUAUCGUCAGACGGACUACAUACUGUCUGAUGCCGGUUGGCAUUGUAGCUUUUGUUUCCGCUAUAUAAGCGACUUCAUAUUCAAGAUGAAAGCCUACAGCCACAAUGAUCGAGUGAGGUUCUCUCAUUUUCUCAGUCCGAAAAGGAUUCAGGAUCUUAUUUGCAGAGGGGCCAAUUUGUACGAUAUGUUACCUGAGGAAUAUACCUUCAAGGACAUAAUCAGCAAAAUGGGAUCUAUUCCCCAUUCCUAUUCGGCUGUUCAUCUCCCCGCGCAUUUGUUGAAUAAUGCUGAGAAAUACAAAUACCUUUUGCCUGGGAACUGCGUAAGAGAACGUGGCAACAGUGUCGUACACAAGCAUACCCGGUUCAAAUAUUGAGUUUCUGAUGAGCCGAUGCUGGGAUUACGCGGUACAUUAGGCUUUUUUCUUACUCAUUUGGCAUCUGAAAAGUUUCUGUAGAGCAUGACUUGAGGGUUAACUUGCUUAGCUUUUAGUUGUUUUCUGUAUUUCUCUACACUAUAUUAUUUCUCUUUUGGAGGUUAAGUAAUAUUUCUGUAUUUUGUUACUUAUGGAUUUUCUUUGUUCUUGAACUCCUGCAUUUAUGCUAGAACUUAUCAUAACUC
Messenger RNA from Olea europaea var. sylvestris, 1960 nucleotides. RefSeq lists its product as uncharacterized. Gene Ontology annotation, molecular function: beta-1,4-mannosylglycoprotein 4-beta-N-acetylglucosaminyltransferase activity. Gene Ontology annotation, cellular component: membrane. Lineage: Eukaryota; Viridiplantae; Streptophyta; Magnoliopsida; Lamiales; Oleaceae. The record is from RefSeq and is a predicted model, not a curated record. Gene Ontology annotation, biological process: protein N-linked glycosylation; N-acetylglucosamine metabolic process. Bases 432 to 1715 code for a protein of 427 amino acids. The transcript is spliced from 3 exons.